This is a messenger RNA of Polyodon spathula (Mississippi paddlefish), 3103 nucleotides long. Its product is annotated as long-chain-fatty-acid--CoA ligase ACSBG2-like. The transcript has 15 exons. Gene Ontology annotation, cellular component: endoplasmic reticulum; membrane. The record is from RefSeq and is a predicted model, not a curated record. The coding region runs from base 665 to 2953 and encodes 762 amino acids. Gene Ontology annotation, molecular function: long-chain fatty acid-CoA ligase activity. Lineage: Eukaryota; Metazoa; Chordata; Actinopteri; Acipenseriformes; Polyodontidae.
GGGUGAAUACUUUUGAGAGCCACUGUAUAUAUAUUUCUAAGAUUACUACUCAUGCCUAGAAAACAUAAUGUAAUCUUUUUACAACACGCAUAAAUGAAACGGAACAUAUUUGUUCUAUCUUGAUUGACUUGUUUGUUUAGAAAGGAAGGAAUAUGUUAUCGAUAGCUUUAAACUGCUGUCUGUCUUGUUUGUCGUUGUAAGCUUCUGGCUUGUUUGUCCUAUAGUAACCCCUGUUCGCUUUUAGCUGCAAAACUGUGGUGCUGAUGUGGGCGUGUGCUUUUACCAGAUAUGCUUAAAAAAAAAAAAAAAAAAAAAAAGGUUUGAACAUCCUGUAGGAAAAUGUUCCCCCAGUGCUUUUAGUGCAUAUCCUGCCACACCAUGUGAUCUAAGGGCAUGCCCAUAUAUGGGAGUACAGUGUGUGGUGUGAUGAGGGCCCCCUGUAAGAUUCACCAAUCAGAAUGUUGUGACUAUGACAUCACCUGCAUAUUGAGUAUGGUGGGGAGUGCUGUUUGAAAAUGAAUGAUGUGUUACACAUUUGUAAAGCGAGGUAAGGUCUGGUGGUCACAUCUCCUAAAGAGACUGCAUACAUAGCUGGUUAAAACCAGUUACUAGAGGACAAGUUGAUCAUAGGAAUUUGAGGAUAACUCGGACCACUCUACCAAGGAUGCAAUUAACACUACUAACUGGACCCACCAUGUCAGCUGCUGCAGUGAUGGAGCCAACUGGAGAUUACCUGCAGUCAUGCAGCCCAGAGAAGUGUGAUGUCUCAGUGAUAGAUGUUGCUAUGGAGUCUUCAGCAAAUGAUUCAUCAGAGGAAGCACAUUCUUCAGAGAGGGAAGAGGAAGCAGACGCAGAGGUGACCCCAGCCCAGCAGAUCCUGCAGAGUGGAAGCUCUGUUAGCACUCAGGAAAACAAGCCAGUAACGGCAAACGCAGAUGUGUUGCGUCCUGACACGUUAAAACUUAAUGAGCUGCAAUUAUGCACAACAAGAGAGGAUGGGGAGGUGAAGCUGAGGAUGGAAGAGUCUGGCCAAGCUGCAGAGCCUGCUAUUACAGUCAAUCAGAUGUUCCUGCAAACUGUGGAGCAGUUUGGGGACCAGGUGGCGCUGGCAUCCAAGGACGGAGACAGCUGGAACAGACUGACCUAUAAAGAGUACUAUCAGAGAUGUCGAACGGCAGCUAAAAGCUUUUUAAAGCUUGGGCUGGAGCGUUACCAUGGAGUUGGGAUCCUGGGAUUCAACUCUCCGGAGUGGUUCUUUGCUGAUAUCGGAGCUAUUCUAGCAGGAGGAUUUGCAGUUGGCAUCUACACUACAAACUCUCCUGAAGCUUGUCAGUACGUGGCAGAAAACUGUAAAGCUAAUGUCCUGGUCGUUGAAAAUCAUAAACAGCUGCAGAAGAUUCUUCAGGUUCAAGACAAACUCCCACAUGUGAAAGCCAUUAUUCAGUACAAAGAUGCACUAAAAGAGAAGAAACCAAACCUCUACACGUGGGCAGAGUUUAUGGAGAUGGGAACGGAUGUCCCAGACUCUCAGCUGGAUGAGAUCAUUGCCUCCCAGAAGCCCAAUCAAUGCUGCACUCUAAUCUAUACCUCAGGGACCACUGGCCAGCCCAAAGGAGUGAUGCUCAGCCACGACAAUAUAACCUGGACAGCGUUUGCUACAGGAAAGACGGUGAAGCUGACAGACGCCUGCGAGGCCCAGGAGGUGAUAGUCAGCUACCUUCCACUCAGCCAUGUGGCAGCUCAGAUGAUUGACAUAUGGCUGCCCAUCAAACACGGAGGGAUCGUCUACUUUGCACAGCCUGAUGCACUGAAGGGCUCCCUGGUGAACACCCUCAAAGAGGUGAGACCCACAGCAUUUAUGGGUGUCCCUCGCGUCUGGGAGAAAAUGCAGGAGAAAAUGAAAUUGGUCGGUGCCAAGUCUUCUACCAUCCAGAGGAAGGUGGCAUCCUGGGCUAAAGACGUAGGGCUUCAGACAAACCUGAACAAAAUGCGCAGGAAUUCCUCGCUCCCAUUCAAUUACCGCCUGGCAAAGAAACUGGUGUUUAAGAAGGUGCACAAGGCUUUGGGUCUGGACCGCUGUACCAAGUGCUACACUGGUGCAGCUCCCAUUACUAAAGAUACCCUGGAGUUCUUCCUGAGUCUUGACAUUCCCGUGUAUGAGCUGUACGGCAUGAGCGAGAGCACAGGGCCGCACGCGAUUUCUGUUCCCAGCGCUCACAAGCUCACCAGUUGUGGGAAGGAGAUCUCUGGGUGCAAGACCAAGAUUUUCAGCCCAGACUGCGAAGGGAUUGGGGAGAUCUGUUUCUGGGGACGACACGUCUUCAUGGGGUACCUAAACAUGAAGGACAAGACAGAGGAGUCUCUGGACAGCGAAGGCUGGCUUCACUCUGGAGACCUGGGGAGGCACGAUGAGGAGGGCUUCCUCUUCAUCACCGGCAGAAUUAAAGAGCUUAUUAUCACAGCCGGUGGUGAGAAUAUCCCUCCUGUCCCUACCGAGGAUGCUUUGAAGGAGGUGCUGCCUGUCAUUAGCAAUGCCAUGCUUAUCGGAGACAAGAAGAAGUUCCUGUCCAUGCUUUUGACACUUAAGUGCAAUGUGAAUCCCGAUUCUGGAGAGCCAGAGGAUGAGCUCACCCCGGAAGCCAUUGAGUUCUGUAAGAAGCUGGGCAGCAACGCCGUCAGGGUCUCAGACAUCAUUGGAGGCAAAGACCGAGCCGUGCACAACGCAAUCCAAGAGGGGAUCGACCGGGUGAACGAGCAGGCCAGCUCCAAUGCACAGAAGAUCCAGAAGUGGACCAUUCUGGAGAAGGACUUCUCCAUUCCAGGAGGAGAGUUAGGGCCCACAAUGAAACUGAAACGAUCGGAUGUCAUGAAGAUUUACAAGGACCAAAUCGACAACUUCUAUAAGGAUGUUAUUACUCCAACCACCCCAGAGAACCCCCUCCCAACAAAAUAAAUACUGUACCAGCAGCUAGUCUCCAGGUUAUAACAGACACCAUCAGCAAACACAUUGUCUCUGUACAGCUCUUUAUAUUGUAACCCUGAGCGGUUUGUUUAUAAUUGAGUCAUUUUAUGUUGUAAAAAAAAAAAAAAAAAAAAAAAAAAA